This is a messenger RNA of Phragmites australis (common reed), 2563 nucleotides long. RefSeq names its product protein SOSEKI 3-like. The transcript has 9 exons. The record is from RefSeq and is a predicted model, not a curated record. Lineage: Eukaryota; Viridiplantae; Streptophyta; Magnoliopsida; Poales; Poaceae. The coding region runs from base 2 to 2371 and encodes 789 amino acids.
GAUGGAGCACAGCAAAAGGGAUGAUUCCCUCUCGCCCCGGAGCCUGAACAACCGAAGACGGGAGAACAGAGAGAAAGCAGAAAUGAGCCGCUACGACCCAACCAUUUUAGCAUCCCAAAAGCCCAUCGAAAAGCCAGCACCGCGUGCCAACUGCCAAUACGACCGCGUCCUCACGAGACCAGCAGCAGAUCUCUCACUCGCAUUGCUUCAUCGUCUUCCUCCUCACGCUAACUCUUCCAUUCAUUCUUCACGCACACCAGUCCGUCACCACCUUUCGUUCUCUUGCUUGUUGGAGGGAGUUGUUGGUGGCAAGGGCACGAGGAGGAGGGGAGCCCCAUACCUCGUCAGCAACAGUAGCGGCUCCUGUCCAGUCGUGCACCUACAUGCUGCUCCUGCAUUAUUGCCAUCUUGCCCUCCCAAACCAAUCACACAAGCAGCAAACCCCACCUCCAGCUCCCUCCUCUUCGAUUUGAUCCUUCACCAUUCGAUUCCACUCUGCCAAGCCGGGGGAGGGAUGGAGGGGAGGCCGACGCGGCGGCGCGGCACCGGCACUGGCACGAGCCCCGGCCGCAACAAGGUCUGGGUCGAGCCGCCGGGCAAGAGCCACCACCACCAGACCCCGGCGCGGUCGCCGCCCCCUCCUCCGGCCCCGGCGCCGGCAUCAGCGAAGAGGGUUGCGGUGGUGUACUAUCUCUGCCGCAACCGCCAUCUGGAGCACCCGCACUUCAUCGAGGUGCCGCUCGCCUCCCCGGAGGAAGGUCUCUACCUGCGAGAUGUGAUUAACCGCCUCAACGUGUUGCGCGGAAAGGGCAUGGCCGCCAUGUACUCCUGGUCCUGCAAGAGGAGCUACAAGAACGGCUUCGUGUGGCACGACUUGUCCGAGGACGAUCCGGUGCUCCCUGCGCAGGGCAACGAGUACAUACUCAAGGGCUCCGAGGUCCUUGACCGCAUGCCACUGCCAGAUCGGCAGCAGAAUGGCGUUGGCAACGCAAAGGUCGAGAGUCUCAAGCAACCGAAGGAAGAGUCCCCUCAGUCGCGGGGUUCUCAAGAGGGAUGCUCGUCGUCGUCAUCUCCGUCUGCCGUCGUCAAAGAGGUCUCAUCCCUGACUCCUACUCCACGGCCGCAGCAACAGGCACAAUCGGCAUUGCUGCCGUCGUCAUCUGCUUCCACCAACCGCGAGGAAGCAAGCUCCGGAGGACCUUCAGAGUACAGAGUUUGCAAACCCAUGGGAGCGCAGGACGCGUCCACACAAACAGAUGAUGGUGAGAGAGAUGUUCCUGAGAAGCAUACUCACAUGGCAGGGAUGUCCACAGAGGAUGGUAUAUCAGAUGCUGAGAUUCAAGAAUGUCAUCAAAGGAGCUCGCAAGUAUCACCAAAGGGACCCGAAAUCGUUCAAGAAUCGCCACCGGUGUGUUCGUCCGAUGCUUCUCCAGGUGGCAGAGUUGAGACCUUGGAGUCCCUGAUAAGAGCGGAAGCCAGUAGGAGAAGUAGCUUUAGGACGCUGGAGGAGGAACAUAUGUUUGGUCCAAUGGGUGUGAAGCUCAAACCAGCCAAUUUUCUGAUGCAGCUGAUCACCUGUGGGUCUAUUACUGUGAACGAUCACCGAGGCUUUGGGUUCAUCCCAACAUACAGGCCUCGGUUUACACAAGUUGAGUUCCCUUCUCCAGUGUUCUCCACUCCUAUGGCACUGCAGCACCUUGACAAAAUGCCCUGUAAUGCAAGAACGAUUGGAAUGAGAACUCCAGAGUCUGAAUAUUUCAGUGGUAGCUUGGUCGAGACCAAGAAGCAGGACGAGUCCGGAAGAAGAAUGAGCACACUCAAACGCUCAUCAUCUUACGACGAGGAUAGAGUUUAUAGAGCAUCACACUGCAAAAGUGAUACGGAAAGCUCGGUUGAGUCGGGCAGUUUCAGAUGUCUCCCACAGACUAUCAAAAUGAUAUCAUGUAAGCAAUCGAGAAGUGGAACAAUACUCUCCCCAAUCUCUGAUGUCAGGAACAGCUCUAGUCAACAAGAAUAUAGUACUAGAUCCUCGCAGCUGGGUCCAUCACUGGGUAAACUGUCUUCCUCGAGAGUGGAGUCAUUCCACGAGGAGGACAUGAUCAAGAUCGAAGAAAGGCUUCCUUCUGGAGCUCGGGUUAUAAUCCAAUCGGUACCUUUGUGUGAAGAAAGUGAUGACAGCAAUGAAUCACUAGUGCAGGAACUGGGUGUUAUCUUGUGUGUGUGUGUUUACCCCUUUGUGCUGGAGGCAUCGUUGUGGCAGCUACUGCUUCCAGACGAGAGUCACAACUGGAUUGAAGCAGCAGAAUUGAAACUGCAUGCAUGCUGCAGAGGAGAUGAGCAAAAGCAGUUGCUGCUGCUUCCUGCUUGUUAAAUACUAAACAGGAGGGAGGCAGUUUGUGACACCAGAUAAGAUGAGCCGGGCCCUGUAAAUAUAGCCUUGUAACCCAGCCAUGGCUAGAGAUGGGCCUUGUAGUGGAGAGAGCCCACUAUAUUUGAGCCCUGUACAUGGUGAUGCUGAUGAUCAGAACAGGAGAAUAAAUUGAUGAUUUGCCACUGAAAACAA